UUUUUGGACACUGUACCCAUCUCUGAGAAAAGUCCAGACAGAUACCAUGGCUCCAGACAAAAGGGAAGGGAAGUCUCAGGUGUCAGUGACAUUUGAAGACGUGGCUGUGCUCUUUACUCGGGACGAGUGGAAGAAGCUGGAUCUCUCUCAGAGAAGCCUGUACCGUGAGGUGAUGCUGGAGAACUACAGCAACCUGGCCUCACUGGGAUUCCCAUUUACCAAACCAAAGAUGAUCUCCGUGCUGCAGCAAGGAGAAGAACCCUGGAAAGUGGAGAAAGAAAGCCAAGGAUGCUCCUCUCUUGGAUGUAAUAGCAGUCUUCAAACCACAAAAUCAACUCAAACUAAAGAGUCAUCAUUUCAGGAAUUGAAGAGGAAACAACUCAAAAGGGAUGCAGACUGGGACUUCACCUCAGGAAUAUCCUGCAGAUCUGACAACAGUUUUAAAAAACAGAACAAAAAUGAAAGCUUACAAAUAAUUUCUAUCACCCAUACAAAAAUUCUUACUGUAGAUAAAAGCCAUAAGAAUUUUGAGUUUGGUCCAAGUGUCAGCCUGAAGUCAAUCGGUAAGCAAAAGAUUGCUAGAGAAAAAACACAAAGAAAUAGCCUCAAGGAAAAUUCAACUUCACUUAAUCAACCAAAAAUCAAGACAUUAGAGAAACGCUUUAAAUGUAGUACUUGUGAAAAGGCCUUCAUUCACAACUCAUCCCUUCGAAAACAUCUGAAAAACCAUAGUGGAGAGAGAUUAUUUCAAUGUAAAGACUGUUUGAAAGCUUUCAGCCAAAGUUCCGCUCUUAUUCAACAUCAAAGAACUCAUACUGGAGAGAAGCCCUACAUAUGUAAGGAGUGUGGGAAGGCCUUCAGCCACAGUGCAUCCCUUUGUAAGCAUCUAAGAACUCAUACUUUGGAGAAAUCCUAUACGUGCAAAGAAUGUGGAAAAUCUUUUAGUAGAAGGUCUGGUCUUUUUUUGCAUCAAAAAAUCCAUGCCCGAGAAAACCCUCAUAGAUAUAACCCAGGAAGGAAGGCAUCCGCUUCCCUCCCAGGAUGCCAGAGAGCUCAUUCCAGAAAGAAGACCUACUUGUGUAACGAAUGCGGCAACACCUUCAAGUCUAGCUCCUCCCUCCGUUACCAUCAGAGAAUCCACACCGGAGAGAAACCUUUCAGAUGUAGCGAAUGCGGUAGAGCCUUCAGUCAGAGCGCAUCACUUAUUCAGCACGAAAGAAUCCACACGGGAGAAAAGCCCUACAGGUGUGGCGAGUGUGGGAAAGGCUUCACUUCUAUCUCAAGACUCAAUAGACACCGGAUAAUUCAUACAGGAGAGAAAUUGUAUAAUUGCAACGAGUGUGGCAAAGCCUUAAGUUCCCACUCAACUCUUAUUAUUCACGAACGAAUCCACACUGGAGAGAAACCGUGUAAGUGUAAAGUUUGUGGGAAAGCCUUCAGACAGAGUUCAGCUCUGAUCCAACAUCAGAGAAUGCACACUGGGGAAAGACCCUAUAAAUGUAACGAGUGUGGGAAAACAUUCAGGUGUAACUCAUCCCUAAGUAACCAUCAGCGAAUCCACACUGGAGAGAAACCUUAUCAAUGUAUAGAAUGUGGGAUGUCAUUUGGACAAAGUGCAGCUCUUAUUCAGCACCAGAGGAUUCACACAGGAGAGAAACCCUUUAAAUGUAACACCUGUGGGAAGAGUUUUAGACAAAGCUCCUCACUUAUUGCCCAUCAGCGGAUUCACACUGGAGAGAAACCCUAUGAAUGUAGUGCAUGUGGAAAGCUCUUCAGUCAGAGGUCCUCCCUUACCAAUCAUUAUAAAAUUCACAUUGAAGAGGACUCCUUGAACAUAGAUUUGCAUGAGUAAAAGCAAUUGACCAAAGUUCUUCAGAGGAUAUAUACUUCAUAUUGACAAUAAAUAUAGUGAAUAUAAGACAACUUAUUUAGCCCUAUGAGAUAUUAAAAUUGCAAGAACAAACUGUGAUCAUAUAAUAACAGAGAAAAUUUCACACCUGUCAGUCACAUUUUGUGAUCAGAUACUUUACCAUAGCAGACAUUGACAAUAGCCAUUUAUAAGGUAACAGAAAUGCUUUUUUAUUUUAUCCACAUUAUAUAAUAUAUGCAAUAUAUAAACACUAGAAAGAUCUGAGUUCUGGAGUGUUAGUUUGUCAUUAGAAAAAGGAGUAUCACCUAUUAGCAUAUUUACUACAGCUAAUAUUUUAAUAGUAAACCAUUAAAAUAUAUGCAUUUUU
Messenger RNA from Rattus rattus (black rat), 2237 nucleotides. RefSeq names its product zinc finger protein 354B (gene Znf354b). The coding region runs from base 47 to 1852 and encodes 601 amino acids. The record is from RefSeq and is a predicted model, not a curated record. The transcript has 4 exons. Gene Ontology annotation, biological process: regulation of DNA-templated transcription. Lineage: Eukaryota; Metazoa; Chordata; Mammalia; Rodentia; Muridae.